Messenger RNA from Lacerta agilis (Sand lizard), 2259 nucleotides. It is a transcript of the gene SACK1C, whose product is annotated as family with sequence similarity 83 member C. The record is from RefSeq and is a predicted model, not a curated record. The transcript is spliced from 4 exons. NCBI's taxonomy places the organism in Eukaryota, Metazoa, Chordata, Lepidosauria, Squamata, Lacertidae. The coding region runs from base 413 to 2122 and encodes 569 amino acids. Gene Ontology annotation, biological process: epidermal growth factor receptor signaling pathway.
UUUUGACUGCAACAGAGAAAUUUGUUCACGGUUAGUUAGGGCGGGAACUUAUUUGAGUCUCACUGCUUGAGGAAGCAUAUUUAAAAGCAGCUACUGCAGAAAAGAUGGGGAAAUCCUUCUUGACAUUUCCAUGAGGAAGGCAACAGGCCCUGGACACCAAAAUUUCCAGCAACUAAAUUCUUUCUUCAGAAAGAAAGAAUUGGAACAACCAGAGAAGUUUCCUUUUUCCUAGAAGGAAUGGAUGUUUAGAAGAGGCUGAGGAGGACAAAGGAUACGGAUCCUCAGGAGCUAGAGAGUCGCCGUGAGCUACGUUGUUGAAGAACCGAGCAAAAAACAGAAACAGCAAACGGGAGGACUCCUGACUGAAAAAGAAGCAGAAUUUUCCUCAAGAAGGGCAACUCUGAGUAUUAUCAUGUUUGGCUACCCAACAGCAGAGGCAAUGAGCUGGCUCCACAGGGGCUAUGGGAACUCCCAAGGGACCACAGGGCAAUUGAAAAGCCGUCUGGAUGAUCUGAAAAAGCCCUGGAGGGUGGAAAUCACCCCUUCAAUGCUGCAGCAUAGCGAGACGGCCAGGCUGGCUGUGGACGCCUUUCUGGAACAGGGAGAAGGUGGCUACCGGCAAGCCAUUACUAAGGAAAAGGAGCUGCCAUUUCUUUCCACGUUAGAUAUGGAUUACAUGAGCCAACAUAGUCAAAGUAUCACAGGGUCUCCGAUUAAAAGACGAGAAUCAGGGCUGACGAGAGAAGACAGUGGUGACGGGGCUUCCCUCCUCUCUGGAGUCACAUCUGGGACAUACUUCCCAUUUAUGUCAGACAUCGAUCCCCCAGAUCUGGAGCUUGGUUGGCCAGAGGUUCCCACGGUCUCAUCAUUUGGCCAAACAGAAGUCACUUUGUAUUUCCAAAGGGACAAGACACACAAUGUAAAGGAAUUACUUCGGUCUCUGAUAGGCAAGGCCAAGACAGUGAUUGCAAUUAUGAUGGAUCUCUUCACAGACAUGGAGAUACUCAGUGACCUGAUGGAGGCAUCAAGCAGACGCCGUGUUCCGGUUUACCUGAUUCUUGAUGAAAAGAACUUGAGACACUUUGCAGAAAUGUGCAAUAAAAUGGAUCUCACUAUGGAUGACUUCCCAAAUAUGCGCAUACGCUGUGUGAGUGGGGACACAUACUACAGCAAAGCUGGCAAGAAGCUUACAGGACAAGCACUUGAGAAAUUUGUGUUGAUAGAUGGCGAAGAAGUCCUUGCAGGGACCUACAGUUUUACGUGGCUGUGCAGUCAAGUCCACACUGGCCUGGUGACACACUUCAAAGGAAAAAUUGUUGAGGACUUUGACAGAGAGUUCCGAUGUAUAUAUGCCGAGUCUAGAUCCGUGAAUAAACUCAGUAUCCCCAAAGCUGAAAAUUCCACACCCUCUCCUCACAGAUUGUUGCAGAAACUUGAGCCAGUUUCCAAGCGUAUUCAAAUGAAUGAGAGCGAGACCACAAGCCCCUCAACUAGCCUCUCAAAUUCAAGCGUAGUAAGCAUAAGAAGAUCACCAUAUCUAGACCUAACAACUUCUAAUGCACACUGUGAAAUUAAAGAAUGGACUCCCGGUGAAACAAGAAUGAAUGUUUCAGGCUUCCUGGGACUUAAUGACUUGAAAUACCAGCCUAGGGAGCUGCCAGACUCUAGCUGCAGUGCAUCAGCUAAAUUAAAUGAUGCACCUAAUCUACUAAGACUUAAGACAUCUUUGCUGUCAACAUCUUCACCAAUACUAAGCAACAACACAAGAAAUGGGCACGAUUUGAAGCUUCUGCCUGAGAGUAUAGGAAUGAAAGUCAACAAGAAGUUCCCUUAUACAGUUCAAGCUAUGGAAGAUGUAAACAAAAUACAGAAGGAUGAAAAACCAGCAACUCACGGCUACAGCAAACUAGAUCUCAGUAACAAGCCUACUAAAUCAGUACAUUUUGAGCCGAGGACAAUGGAUUCUAGUUCCUAUUGCUCCUCUGAUGAUGCGCCAAUGAAAAACAACAGCAAAAUACACAGGGAUGAAAAAAGGAUGACUCUUGGUCACAGUAAAUUGGAUCUCAUUACCAACUAUAACAAGUCAAAACCAAAGCUGGUUCACAGUCGAUUUGAGAUGUAAUUUUGUAUUAUCAUUUUAGCAAAAACAUAUGAUCUCAUUCAAAUGGUUAAUUAUAUCUGUAAUAAUACAAAAAUAUGGAAGUCCCAAAUCUCCCAUUCAUAGUUGGUGUAUCAGACUUAGUUUUAAAAAACAAAAAA